GUGGGUCGCCGCAUUAAAAUCUAUCGGCGAUAUCUGGAUAUUGGCCUGUGCAUUUGUGUGUAGCAUUUGAAGAUGUUUGUAGGCUAUUUGUCGAGUUGUCCACGUCCCAUGAUAUGGAGGUUACAGUACCGUUACUGCUGGUACCGUACGAUUCUUGGAUUUAGUUAACAAUGCGUUACAAUGCCAGUGAACUAAAGCAAAUGGCAAUAACAUCGGCAAAGUUAUGCGCUAAAGAAGGGGUGCUAAGCUUGAGAGAAAAGGAAGGGAAAUUAUGGAACAAAACUGAUGUUCUGACAGAACGUUGGUGCAGACUGGUGGAUAAUUUAUUCUUCUAUUUCAAGACAAAAGAUAUGGGCUCGGAUCCUCAUGGUGUAUUUGUAUUAGAAGGAUCACAUGUCAGGCCAGUGUCAGAUUCAACACAAGAAUGUGCCUUUAUUUUGGAAUUUGAUGGAGAUAAUAGAAGUACUUACUUUCUUGCAAGUGAACCAGCGGAAGCGAAACAAUGGAUAAAGGCAUUAGAAGAUGCCAAUUAUACAAAACUGAAGGAAAAAUAUGAAAUGUUAAUGAAACAACAAAAUAUGUUGGGAGAGAGUUCUCAACAAAAUCUUCAGCCGCCAUCAUCAAUGCCACAAACAAUCAUAAAAGAAACAAGAUCAGCAAAUAGUUCACCAAUGCUGUCACGACGGAAAUUAAUUCCUAAGGAUUACAACAUGACGCUUUCCGAUGUUGAAGUGGUUACAGAAACUAAGAAAACGAAAAUGAAAGUGAAGAAUCGUCGUAAAAACGUCGUUUUAUCUCCUGUGAGCUUACAUGAUUCAGUUUUACCAGUUCUUGAGCUUGGACUCAGUUGUGUUGAUCUGAACAUCGCUAAAACUAUCGAUCAUAAACGUUCUAUUCAGAUAAGAGUUUUUUCAUUGCUACCUCCUGCCACUGAUUUAACACAAGUAUUCAAGACAGAUCAAGUCAAAGCUGCUUCUGAUGUUCAUUUUGUUGCUACACUAAGUUUCUAUCAAUCACAUCUUAUCACUCCACACACUGUAUUGAGAUUUGUACUAGUUCAAAAAAAGGAAAAUGGAACGAUCGACACACUUGGGUUUACAAAUUGUAACGUCAGUGAUUUUUUCUACUUGACGAAACCUCUCACACUCAGUCUAGAGUAUCAGGAUAACACUUGUAUCGGUGUACUGAACCUCACUGUUCAUAGAGAGUAUGUUUCCGCUCAACUCACAAGAUCAUCGAGUGAAACUCAACUUUCAACAGUUCUUCUUUCACAUGGUAGCCCAAGUUCAGAUGCCAACGGAUUGAAAGUUGAUGCCAGCUAUGGAGAUAUUGGACAAGUUCCUAACCUUAAAUCUUUAUACUGUGAAGCAAUAUCAAGAACUUACAAAUUCCCAACAACAAAUAAAGGUUUUUUAAGCGUUCAAGAAAUCAUGUUAGAGACAAGAUUGUCAUUCCAUGUUCCUCUUGAAUAUUUAAAACUUCUCAUAGAUCAAGAGACGAGGUUUAUUGGAACUUUAAAUUCUAUUAAAUAUUUGGUCGAAUAUUUACAACAAACAAAAAUAAAACAAGCACAAAAUAAAGAAAAAUUAAUUCAACAAUAUCAAGAAGGUGUCAAGAAUAUUGUGGACAGGAGGAGAGGUCCUUCAUUCAAGGCAAGUAUGCAAAAGACAGAAAAAGAAUAUGAAUUCAUUCCGACUAAUUUACAUCUUCAAAGAAUGAGAGUUCAACAUUCUGAUUGUAUUUCUGCUUCAACACCCGAAAACACAGAAAAUGCUUCGAGUUCACCACCUGUUCGUGUUUAUGACUUCAUAACAGUUGGUGCAGCAACAGCACAUUGUUUUAAAUAUAAGCAAGGUGGAUUGUUGUCACUCAUGUCAUCUUCCUCAGAAAAAGUAAAGAAGGGUAGAGAACUCGCUCUCACGUCUCUUUGUAACCAAGAAAAUUUGAAAAAUGACAUUGCGGAAUUACCAGUGACGAUAUCUGACUUACAGAAGGAAGUUAAAUCUCAUAUCAGUACAAUUGAAACAUUGAUAUUGGCUGGUAAAGAAUGCAACACUGUUCCGACACGAACAUCUGCUGAGAUGGCUGUUACAAUGUUAAGCGAUAAGACCUGCUUACUUGUAUCAUUGUUGGACAACGAAGACUUAUGUAAAGCACUUUCUAAAAUUUCUAAUGAUUUAAAUGGAUCGUCAUCAGCUGGAAAUAGUUUAUUAAACGCUUCAACAAAGUUAGUUUCUGGAUCAAGUCUUGAAUGGGAAGAAUUAAAGUCUUCAGUGAAAACAAAAUUGUCCGAAAUUAUAGCGAAGGUUCACACUAUGUUGGAUAAUGCAAAUCUAGUGGAAAUUGAUGAUUUGGUAUCAAAUACUGUUCCUGAUUAUGACAGUAUUGUCUUGAACCUAAAUGAACUUGAAACAAGAUUAUCAACAGCUUGUAACCUUGCUAUGCAAGGUCAUGCAAUACAUUCUUUAAUACAUAUUCAAGGAUCAACGGACCUUAUAUAUAGAAGAGAUGUUGUCUUCAGCCAAGUGUUGUCAAGUUGUGUCUGCGGAGUCUCCACUACACUGUUUUCGUUUAUUCACGACACCGAAUACCUGAACAAUAUUGCUAAUCAUGGAAUGUUGAUACAUUUUGAAUCUCUUCUAAGCACUUAUAAAAAUGAAUUGGGGAUGUUAGAGGAUCACGUUGUUGGUAUUUAUGAUUUACAUAAAGUAUCGUUUUGUUGUGAGAAAUCGAAGGAACAAGAUGGCGAUGACAUGGAUCAUUUGCUUCCUACUAUACAUGGAACCAGGAAUAGAAUCACUGUUAGGUUACAUUUAGAUCCACAAACAUUUGUUAAACUACCAGAUUCACUAAGAAGUGGUGCACCUUUCAAGGUGGUUCCAGUUCUUUUCAAUAUUGGAAUCAAUGAAGAACAAACGCUUGCGGAAAAAAUUGGUAGCACAUCAUUACAAGAUUGUAUUAACGUAGAAUCACUUUCUCGACUGUCAUCAUACAGUGAAAAAAUUAUUCAGAAUUCAAUGACAAGUCAAGCAGGUGAAAUUGAAGCUAAAUUGAAUAAAUUGAAAGAAGCAAUCAAUUUUUCAAAGAAAAAUAAAAACGUUGAAAUUUUACAUCUUUCCUCAGAGAUAUCCAGAAUGUUAAAAGGUGUUCGUGUAACAAGCUGCAAAAGUGCGAAAGACAGGACUGCGAUGUCAGUAACGUUAGAACAAGUUCAAAUUCUAAUUAACAAUCAUCAACUUUCACCUAACGAGUUCUCGAGAGCUCUCAACUGUAUGAGGAGUGAGGGUACAAGACGCGAAAACACACGAAAAAAUGUUGGAGUACGAAAAUAUGCAUUUACUUCAGUACAACUGAUGACUUUUCCUAAAUUAUAUAGACCUCCUGAUGGAACAUAUGGAAAAUCAGAAUCUUGAAACUAUUGUAUUUAAAUUUUCAUUUAUUUUCUGUAUAUGUUAUAGAUAGUCAUAUUUAUCAAUCUUUGUCUCCUUUUUUUUCAACUCAUAUGAAUUUUUACUAUAUUACUGGUUAUUCUCGAUAAUUAAUAUUUCAUGUUAAAUGCAGUAUUCAGACGUUGUGGGUUAUUUCAUUUUCUGAAAAAAGUAUGAAAUAAAUGGUUGGGGGCCUUGGCUAGAGGGUUAAAUUACAUCCCCCUCUUUCUUAGCCCCAGCGUUUGAGCUACUAACUACCUUACAUGACAAUAUAUGCAUUUUUCAAUUGUGGUUAUAACGAUAUGAUACUGCCUGCUAUAGAAAAUUAGUCUGUGUAGUUAUACAUAUUAUUUUUUCGAAUUUCUGUAAGUACAUUUUAAUGUCUAUUCAUGUUGUUGUGCAAUUGUUUCGUCGUUGUUUUUUGUGUUACUUUUGUUAAGUAUAAUUCGUUAAACGUAUAUUGGUAUUUGAUAGAAUUACAUAGCACCCCUAGUAGUUUAAUCUCUACCUUUGUCAUGUCUUACUUAAAUAAAAAAUGGUCUGUCUGAAAAAAUUGUCAUCAGUUCUUAAAUCAAUUGAACUUGUAUAUUUGGAAGUAGUAUCACAUAAACAGCUGGUUAUCAUUAUUCUAGCUUCCCAUCCAUCCACUGCUUAUUACCGGCAUGGAUUCAAAGGUUUAAAUCUCAUUGCUGUUAUUUUGUUGUCACACAGUGGCUCUUGUAACUGCUGGUCGGUUACAGAUUCCACGGAUGUAUGGAUUGGUAGACAAAAUAGAGGCCGUUGUUUGCGUUAUGUUUAAAAACUUUUGAUUCUCUGCUCUCCCUGUGAUGAAUAUGUUAAAAACACCUUCCCUAAGAAUUAUUGCUCCAGCUUUAUUCCUAUUCUUUCAUACAUUAUCUACCGGUAACUUUCAAUUCCACUCCAAUUUUAUUAUCUGAUAUAUCACUCUUUACACAUUAUAUACUCGUUUUUUGUCUUCUGCUUUAUUACGAAUGGCAAUAUUUAUAAGCAUUUUAGUCUCACUUGUUCAACUCUGUUGAAAUAUAUUACAAAGUGGUAAAGAAAGUAUAAGUCGGAAAUUAAAUCCUUGGCAUUAUAACUAAUUAAACUGGCAAUAUAAUUCGAACUCAGUUCCAUGAGGUGACAAUGGCACAACGUACCGUGGUUUACCAUUUGAUUAAAUGGUGCAAUAUAUUCUUUCCCUCUCCCAAUAUUAAUAUGAAAUCGUAUUCUAAUCAUAGUAAUUUGUUUCUCCUUGUAAUGUUAGCCAAAUUGAACAGUGCAUGCCCGAUUUGAGAUAAAUCUGACCGAAACCCUUGUCAUAUCAUAGUCUUAAACAUUGAAUUUGUUAUAUUUAUGAACGAAGAUCCCUGAAAUGCCGGAAUAUUCUUUACAACCACAGUCAAUUUGUGAAGUGUUUUGGUCGAGUUUCUGUGUUGUGCCAUCAGUUACGGGUAUUGUUUAGUAUUUCUUUUUUGAAAAGUGUGGACAACAAUCGCUUGUUGU
Styela clava is the source of this 4934-nucleotide messenger RNA. RefSeq names its product inositol polyphosphate-4-phosphatase type I A-like. The record is from RefSeq and is a predicted model, not a curated record. Gene Ontology annotation, cellular component: cytoplasm. Lineage: Eukaryota; Metazoa; Chordata; Ascidiacea; Stolidobranchia; Styelidae. Gene Ontology annotation, molecular function: phosphatidylinositol-3,4-bisphosphate 4-phosphatase activity.